Messenger RNA from Dermacentor andersoni, 1095 nucleotides. Lineage: Eukaryota; Metazoa; Arthropoda; Arachnida; Ixodida; Ixodidae. The record is from RefSeq and is a predicted model, not a curated record.
AUGACCGCGCGAGACAGUUGUCGAGGCAGGCAUCGCGGGCAGGUGACCGGAUGAACGUCACAGCAGCAACGGGGACGCAGGGCGUCAGGAAGGACGACGGAGCCGAGAUUCCGUCGACCGAUGAACUGGAGCAGGGGGCGAGUCCGCUGUGGCGCGACCUCGUCGCCAGCUGCCAGAGGGCGGCGGUGUGGCUGGUGUCGCUGGGCCAGGUGCCACGGCACGUGUGCCUGGUGCCCGACGGUCACCGGCGAUUCUCCAGGGCCACCGGCACCGACCUGCGCCGGGUGUACGCGGUCGGAGCGUACAAGUACGCCAAGCUGCGUGAGUGGUGCUUCCGUGCCGGAGUGGAUGUGAUAAGCGUCUUCAUGUUCAGCGUGCGCAACUUCAGUCGCAACUCGUUCGACAUGACCUCUGCUCUGGACCAGGCGAAUCGGAUCCACGUCGAGAUUGUGGACAACGUGGACGCCUGGCGUUCCACGGGAAUGCAGGCCUGCGCCUGUGGCGACCUCGAGCGGCUGCCGGAAGAGCUGCGCGCCAGUCUGGCUCGUGCCGAGAUCGCGACAUCGAACACGCGCGAAAAGAGCCUAAAGAGGCAAAUGUCCUGCGCCGCGUACAACACCACGUACCAGAUGUCCAGGAUGGCUCUGCAUCUGGCCAAGGCCGUCAAGGAAGGCGUCAUCCGGUCAGAGGACCUGACCGGCGAGUUCCUGGACGAGUACGUGGCGCAGACAGAGUGUCCCGAGGCCGAGAUGCUGCUGCGGUCGGCGGGCGACCAGCGAUUCAGCGACUUCGAGGUGCUGCAGUGCAACUACGCCUACUUCCACCUGGACGCCAAGCAGUGGCCUGCGGUGGGAUUCCUGGACUGGGCACGAGCCAUGAUCCACUUCCAGCUCCACUGGCCGGCCAUACAGGCCAUCAAGGAGAGGCACAGUCUAAUGGCUUCCUGCGGCAGCGGCAGAUCGGAUCCCGAGCAAGUGAUUCGGCAGCGAACGUUUUUCCGGCACGUCUGCGCUGCUAACAUCCUCAACAUGGAACGGCUUGCUGGACUCCGGAAAGAUUUGCUUUGUCAAUAAACGUGCCCCGGCUUUGCUGCAA